Molecule: messenger RNA, 477 nt
Organism: Capsaspora owczarzaki ATCC 30864
Lineage: Eukaryota; Filasterea; Ministeriida; Capsasporidae
Exons: 1
Source: RefSeq, a predicted model, not a curated record
AGGACAGUCUUCUGGUGCCGUACAGCGCGCUCGAGGCGUUUGGAGCGCACUUUCUCAAGAUCCAAACUCGAGGACGGGGCUUUUAGUGCCGACGAGUAUAUCGCGCACCUGGCCAUCCGACAUUCGACCGGCAAUCCAGACAAGGAUGCCAAGGAAGGAAAGCAGACGUGGCUUGUGUUCACCUCCAGUCGCCUCAUCAUUCUGCUCAGUGAGAAGGAUGGGCGGGCAAAGCCUGAGGCCUACGUUGCGCGCUCUCCAACUUCCAUCUUUGCCGUGACACCGACACAAAAUGGUGUUGACAUUGAUGCCGAAAUGUUCAACGCGUCCUCUGUUGUCGGAGCCAUGGAGUUGUUCGGGAUGGCCAAAGCCAAGCGUCGCAAGAUCACCAUUCCCAUGACAGAUGGCCCCGCCCGGCAGCUUUUGUGUCGCACAUUUGCCCGUUGGAUGCCUGUCGCCAAGGACUCUAGCGCGCCCUGA